AUGCUGUAUGCCAAGCCCCCACCCACCAUUAAGGGUAUAAAAGGACCUUGGAGGAAGGAGAGACUCAAACCUCACCACAUCCACCGGCCUCAGCACACCUGCUCUGCCAUCACCUCUCCCAGCACCAUGAGUUACAACUGUUGCCUGCCCAACGUGAGCUGCCGCUCCACCUGCUCCUCCCGGCCCUGCGUGGCCCCCAGCUGCCACAGCAGCAUCCUGCCCGGGGCCUGCAACAUCUCUGCCAAUGUGGGCAGCUGUGGCUGGUUCUGCGAGGGUGCCUUCAAUGGCAGCGAGAAGGAGACCAUGCAGUUCCUGAACGACCGCCUGGCCAGCUACCUGGAGAAGGUGCGCCAGCUGGAGCGUGAGAACGCUGAGCUGGAGAACCGCAUCCGGGAGCGGUGCCAGCAGCAGGAGCCCUUUGUGUGCCCCAACUACCAGUCCUACUUCCGGACCAUUGAGGAGCUCCAGCAGAAGAUUCUGUGUGCCAAGUCUGAGAAUGCCAGGCUGGUGGUGCAGAUUGACAAUGCCAAGCUGGCCUCUGAUGACUUCAGAACCAAGUAUGAGAUGGAACGUUCCUCGCGGCAGCUGGUGGAGUCGGACCUCAAUAGCCUGCGCAGGAUCCUGGACGAACUGACCCUGUGCAAGUCUGACCUGGAGGCCCAGGUGGAGUCCCUGAAGGAGGAGCUGCUGUGCCUGAAGAGGAACCAUGAGGAGGAAGCCAAUUCCCUGCGCAGCCAGCUGGGAGACCGCCUCAACGUGGAGGUGGACGCGGCCCCCACCGUGGACCUCAACCGCGUGCUCAACGAGACCAGGUGUCAGUAUGAGGCCCUGCUGGAGACCAACCGCAGGGAUGUGGAGGAGUGGUUCACCACCCAGACCGAGGAGCUCAACAAGCAGGUGGUGUCCAGCUCGGAGCAGCUGCAGACCUCCCAGGCGGAGAUCAUCGAGCUGAGACGCACGGUCAACGCCCUGGAGAUCGAGCUGCAGGCCCAGCACAACCUGAGGAACUCCCUGGAGAACACGCUGACGGAGACCGAGGCCCGCUACAGCUCCCAGCUGUCCCAGCUGCAGUGCAUGAUCACCAGUGUGGAGUCCCAGCUGGCCGAGAUCAGGGGUGACCUGGAGCGGCAGAACCAGGAGUACCAGGUGCUGCUGGAUGUGCGGGCCCGGCUGGAGUGCGAGAUCAACACGUACCGGGGGCUGCUGGAUAGUGAGGAUUGCAAGCUCCCCUGCAACCCAUGCGCCACCACCAAUGCUGCUGGCAACUCCUGUGGGCCCUGUGGCAGCUGUUCAAACCGUGUCUGUUAAUUUAAGAACUUGCAUCCUCUUUGAAGACUACAGUGAAGCCUUUUAGACCAAGCAAAGGAAAAGUCCCCAAGUUCUGCCUGGGCUGGAGCUCACUGCCGUGCAGAGACCUUGCCACGCUGAACGUGAUGUUUCUAGACACAGAAAUGCUUUCCACAUCCAACAAGCAAACACACAUCAUCAACCUCCAACAUCUGGAAGUUCCAUCCUAUUGAAGAUUGAGUGUCUUUGCUUCUGAAGAUGUCCAGCAGGCUGUCCUCUGAGCCCCGGGUAGUACCUUCGGGCGUUUCCUGUAUGUAUUGUUUCCUGCUUUCCUCGCUUCUUUGGUAUUCUCUGGAAUGCAAGGAAGCUUCAUUUACUCCCCAAUAAACUUUAUUUC
Molecule: messenger RNA, 1684 nt
Organism: Manis javanica (Malayan pangolin)
Lineage: Eukaryota; Metazoa; Chordata; Mammalia; Pholidota; Manidae
Product: keratin, type I cuticular Ha4-like
Biological process (GO): intermediate filament organization; epithelial cell differentiation
Cellular component (GO): cytoskeleton
Molecular function (GO): structural molecule activity
Source: RefSeq, a predicted model, not a curated record